CAGCCGAGCCGGCCCCGCCCCUCGAGCCGGCCCCGCCCCCACGCCGCCGGCCCCGCCCCCAGGCCCCCGUCCCCCGCUGUGGCGUGGCCGGGCGCGGCGUGAGGCGGACCCUGCUGCGCCAGCAGCCCUGUGGCGGCGACCACGAUGGACCAGGAGCCAGGGAGCCGUGCGGAAGGCGGAGAAGCGGCCCCGAACUCGGGGGCUGCGGCGGCCGCGGCGUUCAGGGAGUCGGCGCUGCAGGUGAGUAAUGAAAGAGGCUUUGAAAAUGUAGAACUGGGAGUCAUAGGAAAAAAGAAGAAAGUCCCAAGGAGAGUCAUCCACUUUGUUAGUGGUGAAACCAUGGAAGAAUACAGCACAGAUGAAGAUGAAGUCGAUGGCCUGGAGAAGAAAGAUGUUCUGCCUACUGUUGAUCCGACAAAACUUAACUGGGGCCCCUACUUAUGGUUUUACAUGCUUCGUGCGGCCACAUCAACCCUCUCAGUGUGUGACUUUCUUGGAGAGAAGAUUGCAUCUGUUUUGGGCAUCAGCACCCCAAAAUACCAGUAUGCCAUUGAUGAGUAUUACCGGAUGAAGAAGGAGGAAGAAGAAGAAGAAGAAGAAAACAGGAUGUCUGAAGAAGCAGAAAGACAAUACCAACAGAAUAAGCUGCAGGCUGAUUCCAUUGUUCAGACAGAGCAACCAGAAACAGUAGUAUCCAGUUCAUUUGUGAAUCUCAAUUUUGAAAUGGAGGGAGAUUGUGAAGUAAUUAAGGAAAGCAAAGAAAAUCCAGUCUCUGUCCCACCGUAGAAGGAAAUGACUGUCAACCUUCAAAAUCUAAGGUGGCUUUCCUACCAGGGUUUUUCACACUCUCUAUUCAGUGGGACUUAAUGCAGUUAUUUAUAUUUUAAAUUAUUAAGUUAUCUGGAAAGGGAAACGUGUUUCUUCAUUCUUAGGCUCUGUGUAGCAAGAGCCAUAUCUGAAAUGUGGAUAUUUGUACUAUUCUUUUACUGUGUGUCAAAUUAGUGCUUUGGUUUUAAAAUGAUCUUUUAAAAAAGUUAAGGACAUUCUAGAGCCCUAACCACCAAUUAAGGAGUUAAAUUAUCAAUCUUGUCUUUUAUUUCUGUUUGUGAGGGAAAAAAAUAGGUAAGUUGCUGAUUAAGGCUGAUUAGAGCUGAUAUUCCUAGUCUCUGAUUAAAAUGAGGAUUUUUUUCCCCUAGAUUUUCUCAUGUUAUGUCUCACAUUUAUAUAGCUACCCAUUAAUUUCAUACUAAGGAUGGUUCACUUGAGUGUGUAAUAAAAGGAGCAAGAUAAAAGCACAUUGAACUUUCUUUCCUUGAGAAUAACUUUGUUUUAUGGAAAAGUGAUUGAGUUUAUAAAAACACCAAAUAUUAAGAUGGGUUUCCAUUUUUUAAAGCAGGUUAAUCUGAGAUUCUUUUUCAGUAGUUAUUCAAAUUAAAUAACUAGCUUUGAACAUAAUGUUAAAAACCCUAGUUAUGGAAUGAAUUUAUUAAUAUAUUUAUAUUCAAGUGGUAAUACCUAGUGAUUAUCCACAUGGCAUCCUGGUUGUCACUCCCUCAGCCCUGAAUUCCUCCUAUGGCCCAAGCAGUUGCGGGGAUGGGAGUGGGGCUGGGGGACAGUGAAGACUUAACCCUCCAGGGCUCACUGUUAAAUAUUGUACAAGGUGCAGUGGUAGCAUAAUGAAGUUACCUGUCAUUCCCCACUUCAAAGUAACAACAGUAAAGUGGACAGUUUACUUGACCCAGGUUGACCAUCUCUCUACCCACUGUGCUAUUAGCAAACCUUACAAAAGUAUAAUAUGUAACUAAUUUUGAAAAUAUUCCUAAAUACGUAUUCAGAAUCUUAUAUCUGUAUGACUUUGAUUUGUACUAAAUGUGGGUAAGGAAAAAUGUAUGGAGUAUUUCAGAUAGGCUGCUCUUAAAAGCAUAUUCACAAACUUUUAGCUUUUAGAGAUUAAUGGUGGUUUGGUUGUUAAUAGCCUUCUAAACAGCAUUAACCUUUCAAUCUCAAAUAUAUUUAUAUAAAAUAAGGCUUCAAAGAAACUUACAAUAUAGGUACAGUGGGCCUGUUAAUGGAAAUCUAUUAUCAAUGAAUAUGAACAUCUGGCCACUAAGUUCUUCAGCUGAAAUUUGAAGGAUUAGGAAAGAUAAUUUCUUCAUUAGGAAUCUUCAGUUACAUGGAUUCAUGGUAUGGUGGUUCAUGGCAUGUGAUGGGCAUUAGUCAUGGGUAUAAACUCUACAAAAUUUAGUGCUUAAAGGAUUAAUCUUCAGAUUAUGUAUAAUUUAUGUCACCAUAAAUUAUAGUUUAUCAAUAGCUCAAAGCAUGCUAACCUGACGUUUUAACUUCGUUUGAGAUAGUACCUCCAACUCAGAUAUUUGAUUAUCUGUGAAGGCAUGCAUAUCUAAAGGUGAUCUGAGUCUUUUCCCCUGGAAGCACGAGAUCUAAGAGUUUACUUAGUAACUUUUGUGAUUGUAGUAGAAGGAGGGUAAUGACUUAUGAAGGUUUUACGUUUCUUGAAUUUUACUUUGUCUACUUGUCCAACAGUGGCCAGUUUGUAAUGUUCAUAUAGUUAUUUACUGUGCCUUAAAUUUUUAUAAUUUUUAUUUAUGCAAACUAUAAAACUUCCCAUAAAUGCAUUAAAUGGUUUUGUCUUAUU
This is a messenger RNA of Equus quagga, 2653 nucleotides long. RefSeq names its product family with sequence similarity 177 member A1 (gene FAM177A1). NCBI's taxonomy places the organism in Eukaryota, Metazoa, Chordata, Mammalia, Perissodactyla, Equidae. The coding region runs from base 145 to 786 and encodes 213 amino acids. The record is from RefSeq and is a predicted model, not a curated record. The transcript is spliced from 6 exons.